AUGCUGGAGCCCACCUCCAGUGGGGUGGUGGUAGGGGAGCGGGGCUACCAGAUGGCAGAACAGGUGGCCCUGGUGAUCGGGGGAAUCAUUGGGGGGCUGCUGCUGCUCCUGAUGAUUGGGGUGACCUGCUGUUUCUGGAAGAAGCUUUGUGCCACCUUGGCCUAUGAGGAGCUGCCCGGCACCACAGACACUGCCAGCACAGCUGUCUCCAGCGGAGAUGGGGACAGGAGCCCUCAGAGCAGGCCACCAGGUGUGCCAUUUGUAGUGCCACCUUCCCUCCACGGCCAAGACUGGGUGCCUCUGAGCAAUGGAGAAUGGGUCAAGGCCCCAAGAGCCCCCAGCCCAGCCUCAGAGCUCCUGGCCCACUCUUCCUGCAGCAACCUCGGGGUUGCCUGUGUGGUGGGCACCAUCAACCCAGAACUGUAUAAGUGCCCUGAGGACGAUUGUGAGAUUGAGUUCCCUGAGGGCUGCCUGGGGCGGCUGUGGUUCUCAGUGGAGUACCAGCAGAAGGCGGAGCGCUUGCUGGUGGGCCUGAUCAAGGCCCAGAAGCUGCAAGCCCCCUCCGAUACCUGCAGCCUCCUGGUGAAGCUCCAUCUGCUGCCUGACGAACGGCAAUUCCUGCAGUCUAAGACCAAAUGCAGAACCACCGACCCACAGUUUGAUGAGCACUUCAUCUUCCAGGUGUCCAGCAAGAGCAUCAUACAGAGGGUGCUGAAAUUCUCUGUGUACCACGUGGACAGGCAGCGGAAGCACCAGCUCCUGGGCCAGGUGCUAUUCCCGCUGAAGAACGAGACCCUGGCGGGUGACUGCCGGCGUGUUGUCUGGAGGGACUUGGAGGCCGAAAGCCUAGAGCCUCCUUCUGAGUUUGGUGACCUCCAGUUCUGCCUGAGCUACAACAACUAUCUGAGCCGCCUGACCGUGGUGGUGCUGCGAGCCAGGGGCCUCCAGUUCCGGGAAGACAGAAGUGUUGUCAGUAUUCUUGUCAAAGUAUCUCUGAUGAACCACAACAAGUUUGUCAAGUGCAAGAAGACGUCGGCUGUCCUGGGCUCUGCUCACCCAGUGUACAAUGAAACCUUCAGCUUCAAGGUUGAGCCCGCUGAGCUGGACACGGCCAGCCUCAGCCUGACUGUGCUGCAGAGCGCUGGGGCCCACGAGAGCCGUGAGCUGGGCCGCGUGGUGGUGGGCCCCUACAUGUACGCCCGCCGCAAGGAGCUGGAGCACUGGGAUGCCAUGGUCAGCAAGCCCAAGGAGCUGGUCCGGCGCUGGCAUGCACUUUCCCGAAGCCCUGAGCCCUGAGCCAAGCCCAGGUCUCAUCUCCACGUCCGGAGCCAGCUUGGUAAUUCCUGACCAGCCACAGGCAAGGGCCUUCCACACCACACCUCCCAGGAUCAUUAGCCUGCGGAGCCAGGGGAGUGUGUGCAGGAUGUGUAGGAGCGAAGAGAAGAGAAGCCGCGCUGGCUCGGGUCAACAACUGAGGCCAAUGACUCAUGUGUUCUUGAGCCCAAGAAACCAACCUACCUACCCCUACUCCAUUCUUUUUCCAUAUGGGGGCCCCUGUUGGGAGAAACUUGCUAGGAGCCCUGGUCCUCUCAGACCCGACUUGGACCUCUACCACUGGGAAUGAAUAUUCUGAAUACAGAGCUGUGUGUUCUGAGUGGAAGUGCAGGGGAAAUUUAGGUCCCUUAGUAGGCUACAGACAGGCUGAUGCUCCACCUACUCUGUCUUGUUCUCGUCUUGUCCGUGCUAUCCUCUACUUUCUGCCUGGCAGGAGAAGCAUACUGCUUGGAGAGUUUAUGGGGGGAACUUCGUCUAGACCCUAAGAAAGAUCACAGCUGGGGAGCUGGACCCUUCUUUACCCCGAGCUGCCUAUGGGGUGGGUCUGGGUGAUGUGGGAAACCUGGCCAUCACAGCAUGCCUACGUGUCUCAGGAGAGAAUUCUUGGAAGAUGUGUCCUGCCCACCUACCAAGGAGUAGCAGUCUCCCCAAACCUCCUUAUGAGGGAAGAAUAGCCCAGCCUGGUUCAUCUCUGCUGUCUAUAUAGAUCACUCACCAGGCUCUGACAAAUCUUAGCUUCCUCAUAGCUAAACGCUUCCCACUUCUGACUUUAUAGGUGUCCUGUAGGUAUUUUCUGUGGUCACUCUAAUUGUGUCCAGCUUCUGAGGCUCCUACUCUCGGUAGGAAAUUGUGAAUACAUGUGUCCAAAAUGUAGGGGGGUAGGACUGACCCUUCCUUCUUGAAGACCAGACAUUCUGUUAAGAUGAUUGUCUCCUGCUGGGAUUGGCAGGAUGGAAAAUGGAAUUUCCCACAAAUCCUUGCUUGUGAAGUUGGGAUGCCGGGCAGGGACACGCGCUGUGCUUGGCCCUGUUCCCCAGCAGGCAGUUUGCAUUCUCAUCUGGAUGGAUGCUGCAGGCCCAUCUCACUUGGCGGAAGUGGUGCCUGUCUUUGCAGAUGCGGUGAGUUGUUGUCUGUUGUGUUGGAUGCUGCUGAGUCUGUUCCGUUGGACCCGAUGUACAGCAGACCUGUGCCGUUCUCACAACCAUGGCUCUGCUGGCGGCCAUCGUGGAAGCCAGUGUGUCCAUCCGGCUCACUGAGGCUUCCCCUAGCUUUCACAGUAUGGCUACAACAAAGCUUGGAACCAGUAUUUGUCUCCCCCUCGUAUUCAGUGAACAUCUUCAGUAAAGAGAGUCAUGAACAUUGA
Messenger RNA from Echinops telfairi (small Madagascar hedgehog), 2698 nucleotides. RefSeq names its product synaptotagmin-15. Gene Ontology annotation, molecular function: clathrin binding; phosphatidylserine binding; calcium ion binding. The coding region runs from base 1 to 1296 and encodes 431 amino acids. Gene Ontology annotation, biological process: regulation of calcium ion-dependent exocytosis; calcium-ion regulated exocytosis; regulation of dopamine secretion. The transcript is spliced from 8 exons. Lineage: Eukaryota; Metazoa; Chordata; Mammalia; Afrosoricida; Tenrecidae. The record is from RefSeq and is a predicted model, not a curated record.